This is a messenger RNA of Cynocephalus volans (Philippine flying lemur), 4757 nucleotides long. It is a transcript of the gene GAPVD1, whose product is annotated as GTPase activating protein and VPS9 domains 1. Lineage: Eukaryota; Metazoa; Chordata; Mammalia; Dermoptera; Cynocephalidae. The transcript is spliced from 27 exons. Gene Ontology annotation, cellular component: endocytic vesicle; cytosol. Gene Ontology annotation, molecular function: small GTPase binding; guanyl-nucleotide exchange factor activity. The record is from RefSeq and is a predicted model, not a curated record. Gene Ontology annotation, biological process: vesicle-mediated transport; regulation of GTPase activity. The coding region runs from base 215 to 4597 and encodes 1460 amino acids.
GCCGCCGCAGGACGCAGGGAAGCCAGCUAGCGAGUGGCGACGGUGGCGGCUGCAGUGGCAGUUGGCGGCGAGGGCGACGGCUCCGAGGCCGAGUGGCGCUCCGGCGGAGACCUCCGUUUCUUCCUCCGCAUGAGCCCCUUGGGUGAGUGUAUUGGGGAGAGUUGGUUACACAUUCUAGCAAUCUCAAAGGGAUCAGCCUUUUUUGCACUUGAAGAUGGUGAAGCUAGAUAUUCAUACUCUGGCUCAUCACCUCAAGCAGGAACGCUUAUAUAUAAACUCUGAGAAACAGCUCAUUCAGAGGCUCAAUGCAGAUGUACUUAAGACAGCUGAAAAGUUGUAUCGUACAGCAUGGAUUGCAAAGCAGCAGAGGAUUAAUUUGGAUCGGCUUAUCAUAACAAGUGCUGAAGCUUCCCCUGCUGAAUGUUGCCAACAUGCCAAGAUUUUGGAAGAUACACAGUUUGUUGAUGGAUAUAAGCAAUUGGGAUUUCAGGAGACCGCUUAUGGAGAAUUCUUGAGUCGAUUAAGGGAAAAUCCUCGUCUUAUUGCCUCCUCUUUGGUUGCCGGAGAGAAACUUAAUCAGGAGAACACACAAAGUGUUAUUUACACAGUUUUUACCUCCCUGUAUGGCAAUUGUAUUAUGCAAGAAGAUGAAAGCUACCUCCUUCAGGUUUUGCGAUACUUAAUUGAAUUUGAACUUAAAGAAAGUGACAACCCCAGGCGACUUUUGAGGAGAGGAACUUGUGCCUUCAGCAUCUUAUUUAAACUUUUUUCUGAAGGACUGUUUUCUGCCAAACUUUUCCUCACAGCUACUUUACAUGAGCCAAUCAUGCAACUGCUUGUUGAAGAUGAAGAUCACCUAGAAACAGACCCAAACAAGCUAAUUGAGAGGUUCUCCCCAUCUCAACAGGAAAAACUCUUUGGAGAGAAAGGCUCAGAUAGAUUCAGGCAAAAGGUUCAAGAGAUGGUUGAGUCCAAUGAGGCCAAAUUAGUGGCUUUGGUGAACAAAUUUAUUGGUUAUCUCAAACAGAACACAUAUUGUUUUCCACAUAGUUUGAGGUGGAUCGUGUCACAGAUGUACAAAACCCUCUCAUGUGUAGAUAGACUGGAAGUUGGGGAGGUCAGGGCAAUGUGUACUGAUCUCCUAUUGGCCUACUUCAUUUGUCCUGCAGUUGUCAAUCCAGAACAGUAUGGAAUAAUUUCUGAUGCUCCUAUUAAUGAGGUGGCACGAUUUAAUCUGAUGCAGGUUGGCCGCCUUUUGCAGCAGUUGGCAAUGACUGGCUCUGAAGAGGGAGAUCCCCGGACAAAAAGCAGCCUUGGAAAAUUUGACAAAAGCUGUGUUGCUGCUUUCCUUGAUGUUGUGAUUGGGGGCCGUGCAGUGGAGACCCCUCCAAUGUCUUCUGUUAAUCUUCUGGAAGGGUUGAGCAGAACUGUGGUUUACAUAACCUACAGUCAGCUUAUUACUCUGGUGAAUUUUAUGAAGAGUGUGAUGUCUGGAGAUCAACUGAGAGAAGAUAGAAUGGCUCUUGACAAUUUAUUGGCAAAUCUACCCCAGGCCAAGCCAGGAAAAAGCAGCAGUUUAGAAAUGACUCCUUACAAUACUCCUCAGCUGUCUCCAGCAACCACUCCAGCAAAUAAAAAGAAUCGCUUACCUAUAGCAACUCGGAGCAGAAGCCGCACUGGUAUGCUAAUGGACCUGCAUAUGGACCAUGAAGGGUCAUCUCAGGAAACCAUCCAGGAGGUACAACCAGAAGAGGUGUUGGUCAUUUCCUUAGGGACAGGUCCCCAGCUUACUCCAGGGAUGAUGUCAGAAAAUGAGGUCCUAAACAUGCAACUCUCGGAUGGAGGACAAGGAGAUGUCCCUGUUGAUGAAAACAAACUCCACGGUAAACCUGAUAAAACCUUGCGCUUUUCCCUCUGCAGUGAUAAUCUGGAAGGAAUAUCUGAAGGUCCUUCAAAUCGCUCCAAUUCAGUGUCCUCUCUAGACUUGGAGGGAGAGUCUGUAUCAGAACUUGGAGCAGGACCUUCUGGGAGUAAUGGAGUUGAAGCUCUACAGCUGUUGGAACAUGAGCAAGCUACAACACAAGAUAAUCUUGAUGAUAAGCUAAGGAAGUUUGAAAUUCGUGACAUGAUGGGACUGACAGAUGAUAGGGACAUAUCAGAGACAGUGAGUGAGACCUGGAGUACAGAUGUCUUGGGAAGUGACUUUGACCCUAAUGUUGAUGAAGAUCGCAUGCAAGAAAUUGCAGGUGCAGCAGCAGAGAACAUGUUAGGCAGUUUGCUGUGCCUCCCAGGUUCAGGGUCAGUGCUUAUUGACCCCUGCACUGGUUCUACCAUAUCAGAGACAACAAGUGAAGCUUGGAGUGUAGAGGUAUUGCCAAGUGACUCAGAAGCACCAGACCUAAAGCAGGAAGAGCGUCUGCAAGAACUGGAAAGCUGCUCUGGACUGGGUAGCACAUCUGAUGACACAGAUGUCAGGGAAGUCAGUUCCCGCCCCAGCACUCCAGGCCUCAGUGUUGUGUCGGGCAUAAGUGCAACCUCUGAGGAUAUUCCCAAUAAGAUUGAAGACCUGAGAUCUGAGUGCAGUUCUGAUUUUGGGGGUAAAGAUUCUGUCACUAGUCCAGACAUGGAUGAAAUAACACAUGGUGCCCACCAGCUGACCUCUCCCCCUUCUCAGUCAGAGUCUCUGCUUGCCAUGUUCGAUCCGCUGUCUUCACAUGAAGGGGCUUCUGCUGUGGUAAGGCCAAAGAUUCACUAUGCUAGGCCAUCGCAUCCACCACCAGAUCCCCCAAUCCUGGAAGGAGCUGUGGGAGGAAAUGAGGCCAGGUUGCCAAACUUUGGCUCCCAUGUUUUAACUCCAGCUGAAAUGGAAGCGUUCAAGCAAAGGCAUUCUUAUCCUGAGAGAUUAGUUCGCAGCAGGAGUUCUGAUAUAGUAUCUUCUGUUCGGCGACCCAUGAGUGACCCCAGCUGGAACCGACGUCCAGGGAAUGAAGAGCGAGAACUCCCUCCAGGUGCAGCCAUUGGUGCUACUUCUUUGGUGGCUGCACCUCACUCGUCAUCCUCAUCCCCAAGCAAGGACUCCUCCAGAGGAGAGCCUGAAGAACGCAAAGAUAGCGAUGAUGAGAAAUCAGACAGGAACAGACCUUGGUGGAGAAAACGUUUUGUUUCAGCCAUGCCUAAAGCUCCUAUACCAUUUAGAAAGAAAGAAAAACAAGAAAAAGACAAAGAUGAUCUGGGGCCUGACAGAUUCUCAACACUCACAGAUGAUUCCAGCCCUAGACUUAGUGCACAAGCUCAAGUUGCUGAGGAUAUUCUGGACAAAUACAGGAACGCCAUUAAGCGGACCAGCCCCAGUGAAGGAGCAAUGGCAAACUACGAAAGUGCAGAGGUUAUGGGUGAUGGCGAAAGUGCACGUGAUUCUCCUCGUGAUGAAACGCUGCAGAACAUCUCAGCUGAUGAUCUCCCAGACUCUGCGAGCCAAGCAGCCCACCCUCAGGAUUCAGCUUUUUCUUACAGAGAUGCAAAAAAGAAACUGCGGCUUGCUCUUUGUUCUGCCGAUUCUGUUGCCUUCCCAGUGCUAACCCAUUCAACAAGGAAUGGUUUACCAGACCAUACAGACCCAGAAGACAAUGAAAUUGUUUGCUUUUUAAAAGUUCAAAUAGCCGAAGCAAUUAAUUUACAAGAUAAGAACUUAAUGGCUCAACUUCAAGAAACAAUGCGUUGUGUGUGCCGUUUUGAUAACAGGACUUGUAGGAAACUGCUGGCAUCUAUUGCUGAGGACUACAGGAAAAGAGCCCCAUAUAUUGCUUAUCUCACUCGUUGUCGACAAGGACUACAGACCACACAGGCUCACCUGGAGAGGCUAUUGCAAAGGGUUUUGCGGGACAAAGAGGUGGCCAAUCGAUACUUUACCACUGUCUGUGUGAGGCUACUGCUUGAGAGCAAAGAAAAGAAGAUCAGGGAAUUCAUUCAAGACUUUCAGAAACUCACAGCAGCUGAUGAUAAAACUGCUCAGGUCGAAGAUUUUCUGCAGUUUCUUUAUGGCGCAAUGGCCCAGGACGUCAUAUGGCAAAACGCGAGUGAAGAGCAGCUUCAGGAUGCUCAGCUGGCCAUUGAGCGAAGUGUGAUGAAUCGGAUUUUCAAGCUAGCUUUCUACCCUAAUCAGGAUGGAGACAUACUUCGUGACCAGGUUCUUCAUGAACAUAUCCAGAGAUUGUCUAAAGUUGUGACUGCAAAUCACAGAGCUCUUCAGAUACCAGAGGUUUAUCUUCGGGAGGCACCGUGGCCAUCUGCACAAUCAGAAAUCAGGACAAUAAGUGCUUACAAAACCCCCCGGGACAAAGUGCAGUGCAUCCUGAGAAUGUGCUCUACGAUUAUGAACCUCCUGAGCCUGGCCAACGAGGACUCUGUCCCUGGAGCAGAUGACUUUGUCCCUGUGUUGGUGUUUGUGUUGAUAAAGGCAAAUCCACCCUGUUUGCUGUCCACUGUUCAAUAUAUCAGCAGCUUUUAUGCCGGUUGUCUGACUGGGGAGGAGUCCUAUUGGUGGAUGCAGUUCACAGCAGCAGUAGAAUUCAUUAAAACCAUCGAUGACCGAAAGUGAGCAAGGCCACGGCCCACCAAGUCAGCAGACUGCUGGGCAAACAGAUCUCUUAGAAGAUGUAGCAGCUGUUUCAAAGGCUGAAGAUGGUUUUUGUAUAAUAUUGUACAGCAUUCAGACAUUUUAAAACAGAUCUUUACUAAACAAAUUAGUGAGCUAACAA